UGGGAUGUGGCUCGUUGAUGCAUGGUUGAUGUAAGAAAUAUUGUACCUUGCUGGAGUUUUUCUAAUCACUGCAUGAACUGUACGACUUGAUUCCAUCUGGAUACAAAUCUGAGUAACAAUGGCCGAGCAAACCAAAGUCAUCCUAUGGUCUUAUCCCCGGACUGUCUCUUCUACUUUUGUGAAAUGUAUGAGUAAUGUCCCCGACUCGAAAAUGCUGUUUGAGAUGUACACCACUGCUAUGUGCUACGGACCGGAAGGAAUGUUCUUUGACAAGAAAAGCCCGUCACCAUCAGCAUCAGAAGUUGCCCAAGCUGAUCCUGAAUCCGGUUUCAACAGCUCAAUCUGCACGUACGAGUGGCUGAAACAUCAUCUAGAGACAGGGUACCCGGACAAGAAGUUGGUGUUCAGCAAAGAGCUGACGUUUUGCAUCCCAGGAAAGUUUGACUACAUUCCCGAUUCUGGCUACCGUCAUGCCUUCCUGAUCCGCAACCCUGCAAAGGUACUACCGUCGUGGCACUUAGUGGUGACGGAAAUGAUAACUCUCAUGGCCAAACAGGGAAAAAUGCCAGCGACGGCAGACAUUAGCAAAAUUUCAUUUAAGAGAGCAUCCUCUUUCAUACAGGCAACGUGUGAUUUAUAUUCACACAUCAAAGAUAAAGGUCUGGAUCCCGACCCCGUCAUCAUAGAUUCAGAUGACCUUCUGAAUGAUCCAGAAGGUGUUCUGUCCAGGUUUUGCCAGAAAAUGGGGAUCCCAUACAGUGAUGCAUUGCUGAGAUGGGAACCUGGGGUUGAGGUUGUGGAAGACUGGACUGUCAGCCAAGAACUGCUGAACACUCUGAAAUACACAGAAACCUGUAAGAACUUCCGCACACAUCCUUGUUUUUUGAAGCCAAAACCUAAAGCUGAUCCAGAGGUGUCAGCUGAAAUGCAAAACUUGAUUGAUAUUUCAAUGCCAUAUUACACACAGAUGUAUGAGAAAAGAAUGAAGUAAAAAACCACAGUGGUAGUAAGAGCAAAAUGAACCAGAAACCUUUAAUUAAAAAUAUAUAUAAUGAUCUUCAAAUCAAGAAUUACGUAUUAUGAUGGUGAGUGGAUAGCAUUUAUGUAAUAAAAAGGGUGUUGGAAGUAAACAACUAGUUAGGUCCACCUGUGCACUGAGCUUCCGGAUCCUGCCCCAAUAGAUUAGUGCAAGUUUCUCGUGUAUUCAAACAUAUUGGGCAACACUUUGGUCCAAUGUACAUUUUGUACAUUGCUUUAAAGCCAUUAUACACUUUCGGUACAAUAGGAAAAAAAAGC
Asterias rubens (European starfish) is the source of this 1296-nucleotide messenger RNA. Its product is annotated as branched-chain-amino-acid aminotransferase-like protein 1. The coding region runs from base 119 to 991 and encodes 290 amino acids. The record is from RefSeq and is a predicted model, not a curated record. NCBI's taxonomy places the organism in Eukaryota, Metazoa, Echinodermata, Asteroidea, Forcipulatida, Asteriidae. The transcript is spliced from 2 exons.